Molecule: messenger RNA, 2872 nt
Organism: Lycium barbarum (goji berry)
Lineage: Eukaryota; Viridiplantae; Streptophyta; Magnoliopsida; Solanales; Solanaceae
Exons: 10
Coding region: 959-2752 (597 amino acids)
Source: RefSeq, a predicted model, not a curated record
AUGGAGGUGGUUGGUAGAAGUGAUAGCAGUUAGUCAUGAUGACUGAGGGCGAAAGUGAUUGGUGACAUAGGUGGUUACUGGUGGUGGUGGAUGUUGUAGGUAGUCAGGGGCAGAGCUAUCCUUUCAACCGACUCCUCAAAAUUACAUUGUAUAGGUGUUUUGUGUGUGCAUCAUUCUGUACCAACUUAAAUUGUUGUGAUUCCAGUCCCUUUUUUGUGAAAAUGAGUAAAAACAAUUCGAUAAAUUCUCCUAUGCGCAAAAGCCCUAGAUUUUUGGGGCCCCCAACAAGCCCGAAAGUAGGGCCAAUUCCAAACUUCAAUUUACUCACUCAAACCCCGGUAAAAAAAGGAGGAAGGGAAAAGCAAGAUUCUGAUGACGAAGGAUUGUUUGUUCAAAAUGAAAUUAGGACGAAAGUUCUAAACGAUCCUUGUAAUGUUGGUCCCACUAUUGUUGAAAUCAAAUCAACCCCCCGGAAUGAUUCCAAAAGGAAGCGAAAAGAAACGUCAACUAGUAAGUCAAAAAAAGUCACUGACGACUCUAAUUUCGAAGAAGAAACUGAGCAUCCUGAAGCCAAAAAAGUAAGGUUGAGAAAGGUAGUGCAGUAAAGAAGACGAAAGUCGAGAAAGGUGAAACAGUAAAGAAAACGAAAGUCGAGAAAGGUGAAACAUCAAAGAGGAAGAAAGUCGAGAAAUGUGAAACAUCAAAGAGGAAGAAAGUCGAGAAAGGUGAAACAUCAAAGAGGAAGAAAGUCGAGAAAGGUGAAACAUCAAAGAGAAAGAAAAACAACCCGACAAAGAAGACACAGACUCAUUGGUGUUCUUACACCAACGUGGAAGCCCCACUUGAAGUUAAGGACCGCCUUAACGACGCGCAAUUGAAGCUGUUUAGGGAGUCCCCUUUUGGGUUAUUUCUGGAUUUGCCAAAGCUGAAUGUUCAGCCACAGCUAAUUCGAUGCCUGAUGUAUGCCGAGACAGAGCAUGAUAGGGAUGAUAUGUUUAUCAUCAAUUUGAAUGGGAAAGAGCUUCAUUUCGGCAUUAGAGAGUUUGCCAUCGUGACUGGUUUAAAAUGUGGCAUUGACAGCGAAUUUGUCUCGGACCCCGAUUCCCCCAACAGACUGAUGGAUAUGUACUUUAACGGACAAACCAAAGUGCCGAAAAAUGAUUUGAUUGAGCUUUUUCAUGACAAAAAAAAAAAGGAAAUUGGGGAUGCUGAUGCUUUUAAGAUAGCAAUACUUUAUUUUAUCAACACAUUCUUAUUCUCAACUGAGAGUAAUAGAGCAUUUGUUCCCAAGUUACACUUUGACUUGGUUGAAAGCGGAGAAUAUAUGAAUUAUCCAUGGGGAAAUGAUUGCUUCAAAGCGCUGUUGUCUUUAGUCAGUCACAAGUUGGCGAAUGAUCCAACCUACUAUAGGUUUGAGGGUUUUCCCCUGGCCAUUCAAGUAUGGUUUUAUGAAUGCUGCUCGAAGGUAGAUCCUACGGUUGCGACCCGUAUUGGAAACCACUUCCCUCGUAUUUUUAACUGGCGAACAACUUCGCAAAGAGUCUACUUUUCCCAUCUGAAGAAGGUGAUGUUCAAAAAGUACAGCAAUCAGCUGGUUUUUACCAACAUUCUCCCAACAGAUGAGGAGAAGGUAGCUAUCAACUUUAUGGAGUUUCCAGAAGAGACAGCGGUCAAACAUGUGUUAGAACCACAGGGUCCCACACAGUUGAGUCCCUCUGUACGUGGUUCUGAAUUUGAUGCGUUGAAGAAGGAAGUUGCAAAUGUCCGCAAAGAUCUUAAAUCAUUUGAGAAAAAGGUCGGUGAACAGUUUGUUGACAUGAAAGACUACAUGGACAAGUCAAUUAUGAAUUUACUUAAAGAUCUAAAGUCCAUGUUUGGCAGGCAAACUGAAACUCCUGAAGCUAAGAUGUCUGGCAGUGUUAAGGAUGUUACAAAAGAACCAAAGACAAGCAACAAGAAUGAUGGACUUCAGCACAACCUAUAUUUUCAUUUUGAUGAACCGAUAGGUGAUUUUGACAUUGGUGGGCAGGAUGUAAGUGAACAAAUAUCCAAUCACAUGGUAGUAGAUGCAUCUGCUUUUAAGAAUGGGAUUAAUGCUUCUAUUCCAGUUGGUGAGCAAGUUGGAGAUGGUGAAGCAUGUGAUAAAUAUAUAGUUGACCCAGACGAAUUGAAGAGUCAUCCUAUUGAUACUCUGAUUUCAGAACAUAAUCUAGAUGAUGUGGUUGCUGGCAUUGAUAAGUUGGGUGCUUUGGGAAAUUCUGCCACUAAGACCCCUACCCUUGAUGAUUUUGAAAUGCCUCCAUUUACCGAGUCUCAAAUAGUAGCGAUUGAAACCAAAGGUGGUGACAUCGUUACACCUGAACAACAAGCAAGAAAUAGAAAUCCUGGACCGUAUGGUAAAUCACCAUACACUGAUUUUAGUUCAGGCGGCAGCAGCACAAUCAAUUCUCCUACAUACUUUCACAUUAAACACCCAUUCACAAAUUGCAUUGGCUUUGAUGUUGACAAUGAUCUGAUCACCGAAUUUAAGGAUUGGGUGAAAUCGAAAAUGUCUACAAGACAUGGGAGGGAAUCAGUGUUCUCUAAAAAGGCCAAUAAGAUUGUGAAUGCUUUUAAUAUGGGAGUUGAUACAGUGGACAAAAUGGAGUGGUUCCACACUAUACUGACUACUGGAAAGUGUUGGCAAGACUCGAUACGUUGUCUUGAACCUAUAAAUUGUCUGACUAUGAUUUUUGACUUCCACAGUGUAUGAAAUAUGUAUUGAAACUAGUCUGAAUAUAUGAUUUUUUGUCUGAAUUUAAAUGUGUGGGCUGACACUGUUUGAAUAAUUUAAAUGUGAUUCGGGUCUCAUAGUUGAUUGCUCUUUGUUAAA